GAAUUUAAUUAGUUAAAUUUCAGAAUCAAAAUGGAGGCGGAUAGGCAUGGGCAGGGUUUGAAGGAGGAGAAUGAAAAUCUUAAACGAGAAAAUAACAAUCUUGUAUACCGUAUACACCUCUUCGCACAGCGACUGGAGAACCUGCUCGAAGAGCUGAGAUCUGAAACCGGUUUUGAUGUUACACGUGUUCAGCUUAAUAGUUCAGUUGAAUCCGGCGAAAUUUUGAAUAAAUCUAUCGAAAAAUCUGUCUUCUCAUCAGAGAUUAACAUCAAACCGAUCUUCCCUCCAACACAGCAGAUUCGUAUUCAUGACGUCUAUCACAUAGAUUUACAAUCUUCAAAAAAUCCACCAAAUUCAGUCCAGGAAAAAUCUGCAAUAGAGAAGAAAUCCGUUGAAAAUAUGACCGGAAAUCCUGUUCAAAUUAUUAAAUGUGAACCUGAAUUUUGGCUGGAUGAUCCAGAUCCAAUUCAGGACUCCUGGCAGAAUGAAGAAUAUCCAAUUGAACAGGAAAACUGGGAAAAUGAACAGGAACACCAGGCUCUUGAACAGGAACAUUGGAAUAUACUCCAGGAACCUCCAGUAAUAGAACAGGAACUUAUUCCUGAAGUAAUUCCCUCACAACGUAAAAAACGCAAUUCAACCCAUACUGCUUCCGAAGUUCAUGUUAAGACCGCCAUUGGGAAAGACGAUGAUUGGAAGAAAGAAUUAAGACGGAAUCGUAAAAGAAAAUACAAGAGGAAGAAACUUCAGUCUGGAAGCAAAGGAUUUAAAUGUAAGAUUUGCGGACGCCUUUUCCCUUCGACUUUUGAAAGAAGAGAUCAUACCAAUUCUGAACACUAUCAUCUAAGGCUUGAAUGUGAUCAAUGUGAUUUCUCCACGUUCUAUAAAAAUAUUCUGCUUAAUCACACAGAAACUGUCCACCUUGGAAUUAUUCACACGUGUGAUAUUUGUGGAGAUACUUUUGGUUAUCUUUCAGCAAUGAAGCAGCAUAAAAGAGUUAGACAUGAAAAAAUUCCCUACCCCUGUAGUCAUUGUGGACUUCUCUUUAAAAACCCAUCGGCCUUAAGAUCGCACAAAAGACACCACUGACCUAGUAAACCUCUGAUUUAAUAAACCCCACAUUUUUUGGGAGUGGAUUUAUAUUACAUUUAGCCUUAAGGUCAAAUUAAACUAUUAAUUAAAAAAAAUCGAAUUUUGGCCGAUGCUCGAUAUAGAAAAUUUAGUUUGUGUUAAAUUAGUAUUCGAAUUCAAAAUUGUAGUAUGACUAUUUUUAUUUAAUUAAUUCUUUGUUUUGUUUUCUUAAUUAUUUUCUUAAUUAUUCAUUUUGUUUAGUGCAUUGUUAAAACUUUUGUGGUGUAAAUCCCGGGAUCAAAUAUUUCUCCGUAUCUUGUGAAAUCCUACGGAUUAUAUUAAUUCCUCGUGGAUAUCCAGGAAGGAAAAACUAAAAUUGAGAGAUAAGAAUUUAAUAGCUGUCACACAAUAUAUCGGGAUCAUUCAUUGAAGAUUAGCGCUAGUUCCGACAAUAACCUUGUUAUAUACUUAAAAGAUAAAUUAUAAUUCUAGAUUUUAAAAAGCUAAGCUGUUUUUAAUGUUAUUAUGUUUUGUUUGCCAUUGUAAGAAUAAAAGGUCUGAAAAAUUA
Messenger RNA from Eurytemora carolleeae, 1639 nucleotides. Its product is annotated as zinc finger protein 62. The transcript is spliced from 2 exons. Gene Ontology annotation, biological process: regulation of transcription by RNA polymerase II. Bases 31 to 1089 code for a protein of 352 amino acids. Gene Ontology annotation, molecular function: DNA-binding transcription factor activity; RNA polymerase II cis-regulatory region sequence-specific DNA binding. The record is from RefSeq and is a predicted model, not a curated record. Lineage: Eukaryota; Metazoa; Arthropoda; Copepoda; Calanoida; Temoridae.